CUAACACUAGGUCAGAUUUCCCACGACUCAUAUCAAUUGUUUUCCGACUUUUCCCACAGUUCAAUUUUGGCUCCCAAAACCUAACCACCACGACACCCCUCUAGCAACUGACCUCCUCUUCCUCCUUCUCCGCCUCCGACCGCUCUCCUCCUCCUUCUCUCUUCUCUCUUCAUUCCCAAAUCCACUGAAUCUGCCAAUUGCUGAGAGUGGAGAAGCCGAAGCCGGAGCUACAGUCGCCGUCUCUCCUUUCUCUCUCCAUGGGCCUCCCCCUCUCAGCCGCUCUCUUGGGCCGUCGAGGCGUCGACGGCCCUCGCUCUCCUCGACUGUAACUCGGUAAAAAGUUGUCUGGGUUUUCAAUCGAUCUAUCUCUCAUGAACAUCUUCAUGAUUUUCUGGGUUUUCAGUCGAACAGCCUCGAGCUCUUGGUUGCUCUCUUCCUCAAGCAGCAAAGCAGAAAACUUUCUGGGUUCGAUUUCUGAUUCUUCAAAGUCCGUGUCUUGGGUCUGUUCUCAAUCUCUUUUUACUUGGUUUCUGUUUUGGGCUCCUAUUUUUCACUUGCAGAUUCAAAUUUUAAGUUGUGAUUUGCUUUGUUGGCUGGUGUAAGGUGUGAAAUUUUAGCAGAGCAGAGAUUGAUUGUUAAUUGCCUACUGGUAUUAGAGCUCUGUAAGUCGCGUGCAGAGCAACCAUCAUUCUGUUAAUUGGCUACGGGUCUAGUUUUAGACUUUAUUUCAAGUGUUCAACUACUUCUCCUGUUGCAUAUAUUCAUUAUUGGUUUUUGAAUUCAAUGAUGGUUGCUUCUUCAUAUAUUUAUCUCAAAAGUGGCUUUGUAACUACUGAUAUAUGUAAUUUGUGACAGGAAAUAGCUAGGAUGCCUGUCACCUUUACGAGGGGGCUUCUUCUGUUGUGCUUGUGUAUAGCAGCGGUGACGAUGAGAACAGCAAAAGCAGCAGGUGGAGGAGGAUACAUAAGGACCCGAAACAGCCCUUGAAUACUAGAAUCAAUGACCUACCGAGCCGGAUGACUUUGGAGGAAAAGAUUGGCCAGAUGACACAGAUAGAGUGCAGUGUUGCUUCAGCUGAGGUCAUGAACAAGUACUACAUUGGGAGUGUCUUGAGCGGCGGUGGGAGUGUGCCAUCAGAAGAAGCUUCUGCAGAAACUUGGGUUACAAUGGUGAAUGAUUUUCAAAAGGGUUCUCUAUCAACUCGCCUCUGUAUUCCAAUGAUUUAUGGUAUUAAUGCUGUUCAUGGCCACAAUAAUGUCUACAAGGCAACAAUCUUUCCCCACAAUGUUGGCCUCGGAGUUACCAGGGACCCUGAACUUGUUAAGGAGAUUGGAGCUGCAACUGCACUUGAAGUUAGAGCCACAGGCAUUCCAUAUGUCUUGCACCAUGCAUAGCGGUUUGUAGAGAUCCAAGAUGAGGUCGUUGUUACGAAAGCUAUGGUGAAGAUCAUAAGGUUGUUCAAGCAUUGACUCAGAUCAUACCUGGAUUACAAGGAGAUAUACCACCUAACUCUACAAAGGGAACACCCUUUGUAGCUGGAAAGUAAGAAACAAAUUAUUGUAGUUGUUUGCUUGUACGUGUUACCUAAUAUUCUUUAGCAUUUCACAAGCUCAGUUCAUGGUAGAACGUAGCAUUAAUUACGGGCCUGCUGCUACAUUUAAUUUUCACCUUUAAUCCAAUGAGGUAAUUCCUCAUAAUUUGUUGUUUAGUA
Molecule: messenger RNA, 1711 nt
Organism: Rosa rugosa (rugosa rose)
Lineage: Eukaryota; Viridiplantae; Streptophyta; Magnoliopsida; Rosales; Rosaceae
Exons: 4
Coding region: 1017-1394 (125 amino acids)
Biological process (GO): glucan catabolic process
Molecular function (GO): beta-glucosidase activity
Source: RefSeq, a predicted model, not a curated record